Galleria mellonella (greater wax moth) is the source of this 312-nucleotide messenger RNA. RefSeq lists its product as uncharacterized. The record is from RefSeq and is a predicted model, not a curated record. Lineage: Eukaryota; Metazoa; Arthropoda; Insecta; Lepidoptera; Pyralidae. The transcript is spliced from 2 exons. The coding region runs from base 1 to 312 and encodes 103 amino acids.
AUGGAGACAGCAAGGAAUACUUUAAUAGAUGUCGCAAGGUCACGACUACAAGAACAGAGAAGACAGACAGCUAUUAUGGAGCAAAUGCUCAAUACAUUAAAUAGUAUAGCUGAAUCAAUUAACAGCUCCACGCCGUCGUUUAACUGCACCACGACGACGCUUACUCCGGCGCUCACUUCCUUCACAACGGCAGUCUCAACUGAGAAGUCUUACAGAGAGAUUUGUCGCCAUAGAAGAGCGCCGAGUAGAGACGGAAAGGAUCUUGGCAGAGAACUAGCGAGCCUUAGUUCAAGCCUUACAACAAAUGAGUGA